Molecule: messenger RNA, 690 nt
Organism: Perkinsus marinus ATCC 50983
Lineage: Eukaryota; Perkinsozoa; Perkinsida; Perkinsidae
Exons: 6
Coding region: 1-690 (229 amino acids)
Cellular component (GO): catalytic step 2 spliceosome
Source: RefSeq, a predicted model, not a curated record
AUGUCAACUGCAACGACGGGUCGGGUUCAUAAAGACGCCUUGUCAUCGAGGUCGCCGGUUAAAGGGAAGGAAGGAGGGAAAGGAGAUGAACGUACUUUGAGUAAGGAGAUGGACAAACUGAUGGAAGAGCAUGCUCGCAUUCAAGAGAGGCUGGCUGAGACUAAACCACCGCCAGUGGACUCGAAUGAAGUGGGAGGAAUCGUAGACUAUGAUCAAGACGAUGAGGGAGGAGGAGGAGAUUCGGGAGAAGCCGCUACAGCUGAUGGUCGGGCUGGGAGAGAAUCGCAACCUCGGCAAUCUGAGGAGCUAACGGAGGAGCAGCGAGAGAAGGAGGCGAAAGCGAGGUUUAUAAAGAGCGAACUUGGAGGGUUCUCGGAGGCUAGCCCACAGAUACGCGAGAGCAUGAAGAGGAAUAGGAGGAUGUUUGGUAACCUUCUCGGUUACCUCGGCAGUGCGAAGCAGAGGUUAGAAAGUGAUAGGAAGAGGGAUGCAACUCAACGUCAAGAGGAAUGUGCCCAAAGAGUUGAAGCUAAAUUGGCUCGACAACGCAACAACUUGAGAGAAAUAAGACGUCUUGAAUGGGAGGAGAGAAGGAAACAAGAUCGAGAGCGCUUGGAACAAGUGUUAAAGGAAAUGGAGGCUAAGAAGAUAGAGCUGUUGAAGAUUCGCUUACAGAGUCAUUACGAGUAG